GGCUUAGCAAAAAGUUUUCGCCGCCCUUGGCCAACUAGUUCGGACUCAAUCUGUGGUCACCGAACGAAUAAACAAAAACGAAUCGAUUUUGCUAAUUUACAUCAACUGUAUUUACAAAGGUUUUCAUAAAAUUCUCGUUGAAACUACCGUGAACUUUUAGUAAACAACCUAAAAUUAUAGUGAGUUCGUCGACCUUACAUAUCCGUGCUUCAGUGGAUCAGUUUGCAGAUUUCGUACAGAAGAGCAUCAGCAACUAGAAACCUGGAAUAAGUGACGAGUUGAUUUACAAUGUCUACUGCCAUCAUGCAUCAGUCUGCGCAGUACGAAUUUGGUGAUCUGUUCUUGAAGGUGAGCCCGCAAUAUCUGGUUGAUGAUGGAGUGGCAAGCUAUAAUCAAACUCGACCGCAGACGAUGAACGGCGUUAUGGGUCCAGUGGGCAGUGCACUGAACACAGUAGGCGCUGGUGGCACAGCAGGAGCUGGCGUCGGAUGGGAACACCCGGCACUGGCCAGAGCCGCCUCAGUUCCGGCGCACCGGCACACACUGGCCGGUAUACUUGACCGUCUGAAUCAUCGGCGCCUUGAGCGCACCACCAGCGAACCAGCGCCACCGCCGCCUGCCACCAGCCGCUACAAAACCGAACUUUGCAGACCUUUCGAAGAAGCUGGUACUUGCAAGUAUGGAGACAAGUGUCAGUUCGCUCACGGAUUCCGUGAACUAAGGAACCUUCAGCGCCACCCCAAAUACAAGACCGAGCUGUGUCGCACCUUCCACUCGGUCGGAUUCUGCCCGUACGGCCCCCGCUGCCACUUUGUGCACAACGCCGAGGAGGCGCGCCGGCGCGAACCUCCGUCUCCGGGCGGCUCACUAGCCUCGCUGUCAUCAGGCGGAUCACUGGCUUCGUACAUGAGCGAUGGGACCCGGUCGCCGCGCUCGCCGCACUCGCCGUUGACUCCGCAAUCUCCGCUGGCGCCGCACUCGCCGCCGGCACUGUCGCCGCCGGCGCAAACGGCAUUCGCUUUUCGCCGUACGAACUCCCCAGAUCCUGAGGAUGAGCGGCGUCCAUUGUUCAGUCGUAUCUCUUCCGCCUUCGGCGACCUCGUGAUCGCCUAGGGCUACGCGACCGCCUAGUCCUAAGUUAACUUAUACCGCCCUAGCGUAAGGAUCGUCCGUCACCGUAGUGCCUCUCGACGUCUUCCAGCCGCGCCGCGCCCCGCGCCCCGCGCACCGCACCCGCUCAACGAAUGAUCUCCAGUUUUUCGAUGCUCCUGCUACUUCGUCUUGUAAACUUAACUACGAAGUGUUACUGGCGUCUCGAAAGUUUGCGGUGUGAUUUAGUGGUUAUGUUCAUCUUUUAGUUAUUAUCGGCACGCACCUGUAAAUGGCACCUUAUAUUAUUGUUAGAUAUUUAUUGCGUAGCUCGCGGAAGUCUUCCCGAUGCGAUAUCCUCCGCCGAGCGGUGGUCUCUGUAAAGUUAGCUAUAGAACAUUAUUUAUUUUGUACUGCCUAUCCGCGCUCGGUACCGUACCGCGAGAAGGCGCUCGUGAUCUAUUUUUAAGGAUUAAGAUAGUAAUUUAUUAUUUAUUUCGAGUCUCUUUAACUGUAAUUAUUAUUUUGUAUUGUAGCUAUCCGCUACGAUGCCGCACCGCAUUCGGACGGGGCCCUCGUUGACGGGACGUGGCUCGUUACUACAAUCUCAAUUCAACUGAUACCGCUCUUGACCACUUUGUAAUAUCAUAUAUUUUAUACUUUAAUGAAUCUAAGGAAGUCAGUUGACAUACGUCUCAGGAGUUCGGUAGUUUGAUCAAAAUUUAAUUUUUGUUUAAAUAUUCUAAAGUGAUCUAAACCGAAAGUUCGAUUUUGAGGGAGCGAACUCAUGCAGUAAUGGUACGUUACACCGCCAUCCAGCGAUCUUGAUCACCCGCGGCCCAUUUGAGAACUAUCGGUCCGAUCCUGCAGCGCGCCACUUCCAUCGGAGCGUCGAGACAGGGUUUUUUUCCUUUUACAUCGUGUGGGGAGAGUGGGCAGCGAGCGAAAACCUGUUUCGAGUUUUGGUGAUUCUUUUUUUCGUCCUCGCGACGCACUCUUAUAGUCCGUCCCGCCUCAGCGCUCCGCUCGAUUGCGCGCCGGUCCGCGCGUCUUGCAAAAAAUAACAUGAAGCCUGCCGAAGUCUUGAAACUGCUGCAUACUACUCGUAUCUUAAUAG
Molecule: messenger RNA, 2206 nt
Organism: Hyposmocoma kahamanoa
Lineage: Eukaryota; Metazoa; Arthropoda; Insecta; Lepidoptera; Cosmopterigidae
Gene: Tis11
Product: protein TIS11
Exons: 3
Coding region: 289-1113 (274 amino acids)
Molecular function (GO): metal ion binding; mRNA binding
Source: RefSeq, a predicted model, not a curated record